GAGGCUAUAUAAAACUUCCCAUAACCAUGUUCUUAAUAAGCCUAUGCUCCCAUUCUCUUUUGUCUCCUUACCCAUUUCAGCUCCUAACAAUGGGCUGUUGCAUUAGCAAAUGCAAACCCAAGAAUAAGCAUUCCAUUCAAGAUUUCAACCAUGCUCAAGACAACAAACCCAAGAAGCAUUCCAUUCAAGUUUUCAACCAUUUUCAAGUUCAAGACAAGCUUGUAAUCUCUCAAGCUCCAAAAUUAACCCUUAAAACUCCCAUUAUUCCUCCUUCAAACAAGAUAUCCCCAUCCCCUCCCUCACCUACCACUUCUUCAUCUUCUGUUUCUUCUUUUACUUGUACGAGCAAUUCCAACACUUCUGUUAGCUCCGGCUCUUCGCUUUCUAGUGGAUCUUCAUCCAUCCUGACCUCAAAAGAUCGAUCUUUCUCUAAUGAGUUCUUGUGGUCUUGUGUUAAGGAAAAUCCACACAUAAUCCGCAUCAAUUCAAUCAAGGAAUACUCUCAGUUGCUUGUUCCUCCAAAUGUAUAUUCCCAGAAGCUAGACUCUGCUGUGCCAGCACCGAAGCAGCCAAUCCCUCAACGAGUACAUGGAUCAUCUACACCUCAGAAAAGAGUUCGUUCAAACUCAACAAGUCCACUAAAUAGACAGAAGAGCUUUCGCAGAGAACCCGAGAGAAUUAAUUCUUCAUAUUAUCCGCCCAUUAGAACUCUGAGGUCACCAUCUCCUAGCAGGCGAUUUAAUGGAGAGAGUGGCAGAGGGAUUUUGACAGGCACGCCAAAGGAAAGUUGUUCAAAACGCACGGUUAGUUCCAAGGUAAAUGCAGCAGCUAAUUCUGUUUCUUCAUCUCUGAUGAGAAAGGAGAAUUUGAGGCCAGUAAGUCCAUAUAUCAAUUCAAGUCAUCAUCUUCGUUCUUGCUUGAAGAAUAAAGAGACUUGCAUUCACCGCAUUAGUUCUAAAAUAGAUGAAGUUGCAGUUGAAGAAGCGCUGGCUAACCAUGAUAGUGACGCUCCCAUGGAGGAUAUUGAUAAUCCUCUUAUUUCUUUGGAUUGCUUUAUAUUUCUGUAAAAAUAUAUAAUAAUGGUGUGCAUGCAUUUUUAACAUGUUGUGUUGUGCAUAUAUAUAUAUAUAAUUAAGAUUUUGGUUCUUGGGUUUUUCUUCA
Molecule: messenger RNA, 1161 nt
Organism: Hevea brasiliensis (rubber tree)
Lineage: Eukaryota; Viridiplantae; Streptophyta; Magnoliopsida; Malpighiales; Euphorbiaceae
Product: suppressor protein SRP40-like
Exons: 1
Coding region: 27-1067 (346 amino acids)
Source: RefSeq, a predicted model, not a curated record